CGUCAACCAUCCAUAAUCCAUCAUCUUGCCCUUUAAUGGCUGGCAGAAGUCCCGGUGACACCUCUCAGAGCCUCCGUUUGCCUCGCAGACGCGAUGGCUGCUCCGAAUGCCGACGCAAAAAAGUGAAAUGUGACCUCCGGAGGCCAGUGUGCUCUAGAUGCAUCCGAUUCCCUAAAGAGUGCAGGUAUGACUCCAGCUUUGUCGCUGUUCGGAGUCACUGUAGAAAACCAUCUCCAGUGCGUGGCAAGUCGAGACACCCAUCACCAGCCGAAAGGAGCGUCAUACAACUCCAAGCAUCGCUCAAUCCAUUGGAGUGUCUGACACCUACCGACUCUCACUUUUUCAUGCAUCACUUUGCCACUCAGACAAUUCGAGUUCUUUUCCCUCUUGCCCCGCCUGUUUUUGGUCAGACAUUGGUGGCCACUGCGGUGGAAACGCCGCAUCUUCUACACGCACUUCUCGCAGCUUCGUGCAGUCACCACGCUCGACUUGUCCAGGAACCUUCAGCUAAUCAACUGACAAUCUUAAGAUUUACCGACCUCGCAGUUACGGGUCUCCGUGCUGCACUGGCUAAUCCUGCCGAGACUCUCAAGCCCGAAACCGCCAUGACAGCGAUGGUAUUAUGUACCAAUGAUGUGUGUAAUGGCAACGCUCGAACUUGGAAGGUCCAUUUGUCUGGGGUAAUGCAAUUACUCACGGCCUUGCUUGCGAGGCAGAGGACAGCUGACGUUGAUACUGACCCGUUUUCGUUGUGUCUUCUCAAGUGGUUCGCUACUCUCGACAUCCUGGCGGGCCUCUCAGGUACGCAUGAAGGAUGUGUCAACGAUGGGCAGUACUGGAACCUGACUCGGAAUCCCAAUUGCGGCAAUGGCCACGUUGAUGAGAUCUGUGGCUACUCAACCCAGCUAAUGCCUCUGCUGGCGCGAAUCGGUCAGUUGGCGCGGCGGAACGUGCAUGAGCAGUCUAUAUUAGAAACCUUUACUGAGCCAUCCUCUGCCCUUUCCGAGGAAUUGACAGACGACGCACAGGAUCUGGAGAGCAGAAUACUCUCCAUUGCCAACCAGGCUCCAUCGGCCGCUACGCUCGCCUCCCAUGAUCAAGUUCUCGCAUCUGAACUGCACAACACACAUCUCACCUUCAUCCACUCCGCACUUUUGCAUCUCUAUCGCCGAGUCGAACUGCUUCCAAAAAGUCAUACCAAGGUCAGGGCGCAGGUUGCGGCCAUUCUCGACAACGUUCAGGCAAUCAGACCAUUCUCUCCGGCAAAUGUCCUAAUCCUGUGGCCUAUUUUUAGCGCCGGUUGUGAGACCGAUGAUCUUCGAGAACGCCAAGCUAUCCAAACAAGGAUGUUGAAUAUGCAGACCAUGGGCAUGGGGAACUUUACUAGAGCAAGGGAUGCUCUUGCUCGUUAUUGGGGGUCGGGCGCAUCCUCGCGCUGGGACGUCUACUUUGCAAAGUCUGGGCUGGAACUAGUUCUCUUUUGAACACACUUUAUACUGCCUUCGUCUCACCAUCUCACUGGUAAACUAUGGACAACAGAUGUCAUUCCCUGUGACAUUGUGAUGAUU
Molecule: messenger RNA, 1568 nt
Organism: Aspergillus novofumigatus IBT 16806
Lineage: Eukaryota; Fungi; Ascomycota; Eurotiomycetes; Eurotiales; Aspergillaceae
Product: transcription factor domain-containing protein
Exons: 2
Coding region: 36-1484 (482 amino acids)
Biological process (GO): positive regulation of transcription by RNA polymerase II
Cellular component (GO): nucleus
Molecular function (GO): transcription cis-regulatory region binding; DNA-binding transcription factor activity, RNA polymerase II-specific; zinc ion binding
Source: RefSeq, a predicted model, not a curated record